Molecule: messenger RNA, 752 nt
Organism: Pistacia vera
Lineage: Eukaryota; Viridiplantae; Streptophyta; Magnoliopsida; Sapindales; Anacardiaceae
Product: calcium-binding protein PBP1-like
Exons: 1
Coding region: 177-536 (119 amino acids)
Molecular function (GO): calcium ion binding
Source: RefSeq, a predicted model, not a curated record
GUCAUCCACAAGGAAGCCGUGACGCCUCUUUUCUCUCUUUCCAAGAAGAACCUCUCCCCACCUUCCUCUCUUAUAUACAUACACAUUUUCAUGCUGUUGAAUUGCAAUACAAUCUCUAAAGCUUAUUUGAUUUCUCUCUCAAAUAUUUACAUCGUUGAAGAACAAUUAUUAUUGUUAUGGAAGGGAUUAGCAAGAAGGCUGGUUUUGAGGAUCUGUUGCCUGUAAUGGCAGAUAAGUUGGGCGGUGAAGGGCUGAUAAGGGAGCUUUGUAAUGGGUUUGAGGUAUUGAUGGAUAAAGCAAAGGGGGUCAUCACAAUAGAGAGUUUGAAGAGGAACUCUGCUCUUCUGGGAUUACAAGGAUUGAGCGACGAUGAGCUUGUGAGCAUGGUUCAAGAAGGUGACCUUGAUGGUGAUGGUGCCUUAAACGAAAUGGAGUUUUGCGUCUUGAUGUUCAGAUUAAGCCCUAAGUUGAUGGAAGAAUCGCAGUUCUGGCUUGAAGAAGCAUUAGAGGAGGAGCUCAAGAAUGCCGGGUUUUGAUGGAAUCUAAUUUACGUUUCCUGCAGCAGGGCAAUGUUUUGCAGUGACAAAUUAACAACACAUGGAGGGAAAUAACACCGUUUAAUGUUUGUAAAUCAGCAGGAUUAAUUAUCACAUAAAUUGUUUCCAGAAUUAUUAAUGCAGUGUCAAAGCAUUCAUUCCCUCUAUAUAAAUUUUUUUUUCCUCUUCUUCUGUUUCUUUGUUUAUCUUUAUCAA